Messenger RNA from Angiostrongylus costaricensis, 420 nucleotides. Lineage: Eukaryota; Metazoa; Nematoda; Chromadorea; Rhabditida; Metastrongylidae. The record is from the annotation of a GenBank genome assembly.
AUGGGUGACAUUUCGUUAAACACGCGCUACCUUAGCACCAAUCGUGGUAUCAUCAAAAUUCUGCAAAUCGUCUGUGGCUUCGUCAUCUGCUCGUUGCUCUGCGCUCAGUGGUACGGCGGUAGAUCGUGUUUUGGUGAAGGUCGACUUGGGUUCUGCUCGGCUCUGAACUUCAUAUGCGUCGUCAUCAACAUUGUUCUGCUCGUGCUCAACUUCCUAAAUAUUGGAGCAUGGGGACUUGAGAGGAUCUACUCAGUGAUUUGCACUGUUCUCUUUCUAAUCGCCUCGGCGCUGGUCAUAUGGUUCAUAAUCGAGUACAACACAUCUCGUUCGACUCUUAUUGCUACUGCAGCGCUGAUGGUUUGCCAAUUUUUCCUCUUCCUCUGGGAUGUGAAGAUUCUUCAGGGUGAAGCAUCGAACUGA